Messenger RNA from Emiliania huxleyi CCMP1516, 561 nucleotides. RefSeq lists its product as hypothetical. Gene Ontology annotation, molecular function: phosphatidylinositol binding. The transcript has 3 exons. NCBI's taxonomy places the organism in Eukaryota, Haptophyta, Isochrysidales, Noelaerhabdaceae. The coding region runs from base 1 to 561 and encodes 186 amino acids. The record is from RefSeq and is a predicted model, not a curated record.
AUGGCCGAAGGCGUAUUGCCGCCAAAAGAAGGGACGCUGGCGGCGCUGGCGGAGUCGGAGCCCCCCGAGGAGGUGCGAGGCGGUUCUGGCGAGGCGGCGAGGGCGGCGGCGGUCGUUCGGAUCGUCGGGCACGCCCCUUCGGGCGAGACGAAAGGCUCGCAGCCCGGCUCGCCAAGCUGGGGGCGGCAGCACGUCGUUUACGAGAUGCGAGUGGAGGGCGUGCCCGCCGUGGCGCCCGCCGACGGCGCUGCAGCAGGCGGCGGCGGCGCGGCAGAAUGCAGCGGCCACCCAGAGGCGGUGGCGUGGGAGGUGUCGAGGCGCUUCUCGCAGUUCGUGCGUCUGCACGACGAGCUGCUCUGCAGUCACGCGCCCGAAGUGCGCGCGAGCGGGUGCAGGCGUCCCGCCAAGUUCCGCCUCCCGACACUUCUCCCGACGGCCGCCGAUCUCGCGGCGGAGGGAGCCGACCGGAUGGGGCCGCUGCAGGCGUACCUCGACUGCGUGAUGGCGAGCGAGGCGCUCCGUGCGGCGCCCGCGACACGGCGCUUCCUCGGGGCCGAUUAG